AUGAAACUUGCAGAGGCGUUAAGGAUAAGAAAAGAUUAUUUAUCUAGAUUGAGACAGUUAGAAUCUCGUAUAAAUGACAAUUGCUCGGUUCAAGAAGGUGAUGAACCAGCAGAAAACCCAAAUGAGUUAAUUGAACAAUACAUGAGUCUAUCCUCUGAGUUAUCUAACCUAAUAUGUAAUAUUAAUUUGUCAAACACACAAAUCAAGUUUCUUUUCGGGAACCAUGAAGAGCCAAAAUCUAUGACUCAAGCGUUAGCAGAAAGGGAUCAAUAUAUAAGAAAUAUCGAAGUAAUAAGAAACACUACCAAGAAGGGUGUGAUUAAAAGAGACAUGUACUCAAGAAGUGAAAUUAAAUUUGUAUCAACUGUUAAAGUAAAGGAUUAUCAGCAUUUGCUUGAUAAGCUAGCACAGCAAUUGAGAAUAUUGGAUACCAAGAUACAAGAACAGAAUUGGUUAUCUGACUUAAUAACUGAAGUGACUUGA
Debaryomyces fabryi is the source of this 483-nucleotide messenger RNA. Its product is annotated as DIP1984 family protein. Bases 1 to 483 code for a protein of 160 amino acids. The record is from RefSeq and is a predicted model, not a curated record. Lineage: Eukaryota; Fungi; Ascomycota; Pichiomycetes; Serinales; Debaryomycetaceae. The transcript has a single exon.